Phyllopteryx taeniolatus (common seadragon) is the source of this 19576-nucleotide messenger RNA. It is a transcript of the gene sspo, whose product is annotated as SCO-spondin. Gene Ontology annotation, cellular component: extracellular matrix. The record is from RefSeq and is a predicted model, not a curated record. Gene Ontology annotation, molecular function: protein binding. The transcript is spliced from 117 exons. NCBI's taxonomy places the organism in Eukaryota, Metazoa, Chordata, Actinopteri, Syngnathiformes, Syngnathidae. The coding region runs from base 1937 to 19156 and encodes 5739 amino acids.
AGAAUAAUAUCAAUAGUACAAUAGCAAGGAAAACAAUCUCUCCCCAUUUACCUCCUCUUCUGAUCUACAUUUGCAAAUAAAUUAACAUAAGUGGAUGUGUCACUCUCAUAGUUGAUAGUGUCAUUGUCAAAAACAACAAUCGAAACAUUUCACUGUAAGUCGACGUGCUAAACACAAGUUCCACUCUGGUAGUAUGCUUGAUAUAUUCUAUAUAAAUGAUCAUUUUUAUUUCAAAAUUGAUUUUAUAGAUUGUCAUGAUAUAACUUCACAAUCGGAAAAAAAAAACAGUCGAUAGUCACAGCAAAAUAGAACUACAGAAUUGUUUAAAUUCUCUUUCCUCGCUGCUUGUUGCUAGGCAGAAUUUGUGCUUCACAAUCAUUUGUGAACCAAAGGCCAAUGGGAAAAAAACAAAGAAAAGAAAAAAAAACUGCUUAUGCCAACUUGGCAAUGAGACUGUUUGACUGUCAAAACAGCUGCUGAUGGCACUGUGCCCCAAGACAGUGAGUCUGUAAGAAAACACAGACAGACUUUGCAUGAAAAAACUAUUUUUAUAACAGCACAUGAUUAAAUUCUAUUAAUACACAUUGAUAUCACAAUCAAAUCACAUCUCUGUAUUAAAUAUAUAUUUAAAAGAAAAACAGCGACUGGCUUUGUAAUUUAUAAAGUUGUGGAAAAAAAAAAAGAGCCCUUCUGGGAAUAGCAAAAAUCGGUGAGUAAUUGAUUCCCACCCAGAAAGGUUUGUAAUUGCCUAUAGAUGUCACCAGAUGGCCCAAAAGCAAUAUUUUUAUUUUGGACACGGCUUUGGCCUGAGCCCCCCACAUAAACAAUAAAUAGUUUUCAGCAAAUAAUAGAGGCUAGGGCCCCCCAAAAAAUGUGUAACAAGGCAAAUUUGUGAAUGCCGAACUGCAAAUAUGUGGGGAUAUGCGAGCAGUCACUGUUCACAUUUGUAGCAUAAGCACUGUAGCAAUUCCUUUCAAAUGACAAUAACUAGUAAUAAUGGAUUAUAUUUUGAAAGUAACUUCUGUUACAAUAAAUAGUGGGGACGGGCCCAAACAAAGUGACCACUUAAGUGACCAAGUAUUCAAUUAUGGGGAUCUGAUAUCUUUGAAGCUCACUUUUCAACAGUAGCUUGUCCUUGCUCUACUCUGCUAAAGUAAGGUGUAGGGUGGUGACAGCUGUGUUUGAGCCCUCAUUCUUAGGCUGGGAGGUCAGACAGAAUAGAUUGGAGACUCCCUCGCUCCCCACGCCUGUUGACAAGCUUCAUUCAGUAAAUGGCCCCAUCACCCUUCCCGAAAUGCCCCUUUUUACAGGAUUAAGCUUGGACAAACAUGUCUUUAUUCUGCGACCGAGGCGCCGCCACCCCUGACCACGUUCUAUAACGUUUGACGCUGUGAGGUCACGGGAUGCGUCCGUCACAGAGCCGGCAUCCAAUUCCAGCGCUCAGGGCUGUGACCUUCCGCUCUUACCCAAUGACUGAAGGCUCAGAUGCUACUGUAUAUCCUUCAAGUCAACCCCCGCAUUUAAAAACCAUGCUUCGAUCUCCUCAAUAGGUAAAAUAUUACUUCACUGGAGACUGAAUAACAAAGAAAAAUAGUGUAAGAAAAUUACAAUUGAAAAAAUGUAGAUUAAUUGCGGACAGCUAAAAGACGAAAGACAUUCUGUGGGGAGGAAAAAAAAAUAUCAAAAGCACUGAAGGUAAGAAUAUUUCGAUAUUUUUUUGAGAACAUUAGAGUAAUAUCUUUAAUCUACUUACAAUAUUCACAUAGCUGCGGUGUCCCACAUCAAUUAUGACAUUAGUUUUCAGAAAUUUCAAAAUGAUAAAGUUAUUUCCUCUCAUGUCUGACUUGGUAUUUUGCUUUUAAUUAUUAUUUACCUGAGACCUACCUAUUAUGAAUGUUGUGUUUAUUUUAUUUUUUCCCCACAGAGUAAUUUAAGCAUGUGUUGCUGGACUGUAGAGGCACUGCUCCUGACCCUGCUUGGACUGCAGACAGUAACGGGAAAAGGACACUGGUGCGAACACACAGUGCAGCAGAAAGUGGAUCGGAUCCUGACCCCACGUCUGCAGCUGGAGGUGAGCUGCUCCGAGGUGUACCAGUACAACACCCAAGGCUGGAGACUAGAUGUAGAGGCGAUGAGGGCGAAGCAUGGCGGGGAUGAUGGCAUUGCGCUCUACUACAAACAGCAGGGUCUCAAGGCAUCCUGCUCAUUGUACAAACUGCCAGUGAUGGAAAGCCAAAUGUUAAACAAGACCGUGAGAGCAUGCUGUGAAGGUUGGAGUGGACCACGGUGCUCAGAUGGUGUAGGAGUGUAUGGCCAGUGUUACUCCACAUGGAGCUGUGUGGAGUUCCCUGGAGUCCAUAACAACUCUCUAAUGCUGAUGGAGCAGUGCUGCAGCAGCCAGUGGGGAUUAAGUUGGAGAAAUGCCUCCGACCAGACCUGCUUGUCCUGCACUUACACUCUCCUGCCAGACGCCCAGUUUUCCCCGCUAGUACGUGGGGGUCUUCUCGGUAGCGUCAGGGCACCUCAAGCCUCAGCCACCUGCAUGUCCUGGGGUGGGUCCCACUAUCGCACUUUUGACAAGAAGCACUUCCACUUCCAGGGAAGCUGCACUUACCUGCUGGCCUCAUCCACUGAUGGGACCUGGGCAGUGUAUAUUAGUACCGACUGUAUUGGCGGAAGAGACUGCAGUAAGGCUCUGAGGAUGAUGAUGGGCCUAGAUUUGGUUACAAUUCACCACAGGAAUUUAACCCUCAACAACUUCCAUGUUCCAAAUGGAGAACCCCUCUUUCAAAAUGGAGUGAGUGUCCAUUGGCUUGGAGAUUUUGUGUUUGUGGAGAGUGGGCUUGGGGUAAGGGUGAAGUUCAACCUGGUCAACACUUUCCACCUGACAGUAACGUCUGAGCAUCUGGGAGCCACUCGGGGGCUUUGUGGAAUCUACAACCACAACCCAAAUGAUGAUUUCACCACAAUGGGAGGAAUUGUGUCCCAGUACGCUGCUAGCUUUGGCAACUCAUGGAAAGUUCCUGACCAGCAGAAUGAAGGCUGCAGUGAUGCUGCGGAGCUCGGACACAGUUGUGACGUCACAGGAGAUGCUUCCUUACGCAGGCAAGCAGAGUCCGUGUGUCAUCGACUCCUAGAAAGCCCCUUCUUGCAGUGCCACUCCCGCUUGGACCCAGCAGCGUACCUAGAUACAUGCCUGUAUCUUUUCUGUAGCUUGCCACCCAAGGAGAGGGAAGCAGCAGUAUGUGACACACUGGCAAGCUAUGCCCGAGAGUGUGCCCAGCAACAUGUCAUCAUAAUUUGGAGGAGAGGCACCCUAUGUGCUCGUGUCUGUCCUAGAGGGCAAGUCUUUUCAGACUGUGUGUCCUCAUGUCCCCCAAGCUGUGCAUCCCCUCAGACCUCAGGGCCAGCUGCAUCAGUGGGUCAGUGCCGGGAGGAGUGUGUUGGGGGGUGCGAGUGUGUUCCAGGACUCUAUCUUCACCAGGGACACUGUCUGAAAAGAGAUGACUGCCCCUGUUUCCAUCGCAGACAUGCAUACCAAUCAGGAGACAAGAUACAGCAGAGAUGUAACACCUGCGUUUGCAGAGAGGGUCAGUGGCAAUGUACUGGGGAGAAAUGCGCUGCCCAGUGCAGCCUGAUGGGAGCGUUCCAUGUCACCACCUUUGACAAAAAGAGAUACUCAUUGCAAGGAGGAGAUUGUCCUUUUACCACAGUGGAAGACUACGUCGACCGAAAGCUAGUAGUAACCGUGCGCUCUGGCGAGUGCACAGCAGGGGGAGGAGGAGGCGGUGCAACAGGCCUAGGUUGUCUAAUAGAGAUGACAGUCACAGCACUUCGCACCACGGUCACCAUCACAGACACUGGUACAGUGACGUUGAACGGCCAGAGGGAACUGUUGCCUGUGGUGACCGGAGACCUGGUAGUGUGGAGGGCGUCGUCUGCCUUUCUCCUAAUCCAGACUUUUGGAGCUCAGCUUCUGUGGCAUCUAGAUGGACCCCUCAUCAUCAUUACCUUGCAGCCUCAUUUCACAAACAAGGUGCGCGGCCUUUGUGGAACACUGACCUGGAACCAGCAUGAUGAUUUUAUGACCCCAGAAGGAGAUGUGGAGAGUAGCGUGUCAUCCUUUGCUACCAAAUUCACCACAGAACAUUGUACUCUAUCUGGAGGAGCCCCUCCAGACCCCUGCACUACUUACACGCAGAGGGGACACUAUGCUGACACUGUGUGCGCCAUCAUCCACAGCACCGUAUUCCAGGCAUGUCAUGAUGUAGUGGAGAGGGAGCCCUAUUUUCGCCUCUGUCAGUCAGAGGUGUGCAGCUGUGCACCCCAGAAGGCCUGUCAUUGCACAGUGCUCACUGCCUAUGCCAGACAUUGUGCUCAGGAGGGUAUCGCUGUCCACUGGCGUAACCAUACUUUCUGCUCGGUCCAAUGUUCUGGGGGUCAAGUGUAUCAGGAGUGUGGUCGAGCGUGCGGCCGCAAGUGUUCAGACCUGCAGCACGGCUGGAGCUGUAAUGGUGACGACGAUGACGGUAGUGGUGGUGGUGGUGGGCUGUGUGUUCCAGGUUGCCAAUGUCCUGCAGGUCUUGUACAGGACUACCAAGGCCAAUGUGUGCCCACUACUAUGUGUCCCUGUGUGCAAGGAGACAAGACAUAUCUACCUGGGGAUAUUGUUCAGAACAGCUGUAAGACAUGUGUGUGUGAGGAGGGGCGCUUUAACUGCACACAGGGUCCCUGUGAAGAGGUCAACAAGUGCCCUGGUUCUCUUAUCUAUGCUCCUCGUUCCUGCCUCCUCACAUGCUCCAGUUUGGACCCGCCAAGUCAGCAGCAAGGUUCCGGCCUCCUGAGUUGCAGAGAGCCCCUAUCUGGCUGUGUGUGCCCGCAUGGAACUGUACUGCUUGGCGAUCAAUGUGUCGUGGCUGCCGAGUGCCCGUGUCGCCAUAAUGGCCGCCUGUACUACAACAAUGAGACCAUCACUAAAGACUGCAACACUUGUGUGUGUAAGGAGCGCCACUGGCACUGCAGCCAGUCGGCCUGCGCUGGGUUGUGUGUGGCUACCGGAGAUCCCCAUUACGUGACGUUCGAUGGCCGCUACUUCUCUUUCCUGGGCGACUGCCAGUAUGUGCUGGCGAGGGAGACCGGUGGUUUGUUCAGCGUCACAGCGGAGAAUGUUCCCUGCGGGAGCACCGGGGUCACCUGUACCAAGUCCGUUACCCUCAUCUUGGGGAACACCAUCAUACACCUGCUGAGAGGUAAAGCAGUGACGGUUAAUGGGAUGCCGGUUACUCUACCCAAGACCUACAGUGGGAGUGGUCUGACUUUGGAAAGAGUGGGCAUGUUUGUGUCACUUUCCUCCAGACUUGGGGUCACUCUGCUGUGGGAUGGAGGGAUGCGUGUGUACGUGCGCCUGGCCGCACACUUGAGAGGAAACGUCGGAGGCCUGUGCGGCAACUUUGAUGGAGACACGGAGAACGACUUCACCACACGACAGGGCAUAGUGGAGUCCACUGCUGAGCUAUUUGGGAAUUCUUGGAAGGUCAGCCCAUCCUGUCCAGAUGUAGCAGACCAAGAUCUGCGAGACCCCUGCACUGUCAACUUGCACAGAGCGCCGUGGGCCAGGAAAAAAUGUGGCAUUUUGACUCAGGAGCUCUUCUCUCCUUGCCACCUUGAGGUGCCUUUCCAGCAGUAUUAUGACUGGUGUGUCUUUGAUGCUUGUGGCUGUGACUCUGGUGGUGACUGUGAGUGCUUGUGCACAGCCAUCGCCACCUAUGCAGAGGAGUGUAACCGCCGAGGGAUCUACAUUCGCUGGAGGUCCCAGGAGCUCUGCCCUUUGCAGUGUGAAACUGGACUUGUUUACGACCCAUGUGGUCCAGCUUGCUCCCCUUCAUGCCCCAAUGCGCAGCAGAGUCCACACUCCCAGUGUGACGUCCUCUCCUGUGUGGAGGGCUGCUUCUGCCCUGCUGGAACUGUUCAAUAUGGUGACAGCUGCGCAGUUCCUACCCAGUGUCCAUGUGAGUGGGAGGGCUCCAUGUUUCCUUCUGGAACUACAAUCACUCAACACUGCCAGAACUGUUCUUGCGAAGAUGGUGUGUGGCAAUGUGAUGGCGUGUCUUGCCCCCCUCCUGCACCAACCUGUCUGGAAUCCGAGUUUUCCUGCGCAAGUGGGCGCUGCAUCCCCUCCCAAUGGGUGUGCGACAAUGAAGAUGACUGUGGUGAUGGCUCUGAUGAGAUUUGUCCAUUCACCUGCUCACCGGAACAUUUCCGCUGUACCAGCGCGCCGAGUGGACCAUGUCUGAACCUGGCUUUGCGUUGUGAUGGCCACCCAGACUGUGCUGACCAAUCGGAUGAGGAGUUCUGUGGACCCGCCACUCCAGUGCCCCUGUGCCCACCGGGGGAGUUUCAGUGCAGCAAUGGGAAAUGUCUCUCAGCCAGCCGUGUAUGUGAUGGACGGCUGGACUGUGGCUUUGCUGAUGGUUCUGAUGAGCAAGAUUGUGGUGUGGUGUGCGAUGAAGGGGAGUUCCUUUGUGCUGGAGGACGAUGUAUUCUCUACCUUCAUCGAUGUGAUGGCCAUGAUGACUGCGGAGAUCUCAGCGAUGAAAGGGGGUGUGUCUGUGCACAAACUGAAUUUCAGUGCCCUGGGGACCAGUGUCUCCCUGCAGAGAAAGUUUGUGAUGGUCAUAGAGAUUGCCCAUCUGGAACAGAUGAAGCUGUCUGUCCAAUCAGAGUGACAUGUGGCCCCGACCAGUUUGCCUGUAGUGACGGCACAUGUGUUGCCAUUACAACGCUGUGCGAUGGAACACGAGAUUGCCCGGCUGGAGAGGACGAAAAACGAACCAACUGCUACUCUUUCAUAACCCCACUACCUUCACCUGUGACCCCGACUGAGCCUCCCUCAGCUUGUUGGUCUUAUGAGUUUGCCUGUGCCACCGGUGGACAGUGUGUCCCCCAAACUUGGCACUGUGAUGGCGAGUCCGACUGUUUGGACGGUAGUGAUGAGCAGCAGUGUCCUUCACUCUGUGGUCCUGGCCAGGUGCCCUGCCUCAGUGGUGACCAGUGUGUGCAUUACCAGCAACUUUGCAACGGCAACCCAGACUGCAGAGAUACCUCGGAUGAGAGUGUAGAGAACUGUGGUUCUGCCCGGAUCCCUCCCUGUCCAGGCAGCUUCUCGUGUGAUAAUCGCACCUGUGUGAACAUGUCAAAAGUGUGCAACGGUAUCCCAGACUGUCCCCGGGGUGAUGACGAGCUUGUGUGCGGUAAACAAGUCUCACCAGCGCCCUCUGGCAGUCCAAAUACCACCUUCUCCUGUCCAGAAUUCACCUGCCUGGAUGGAUCCUGUAUCAAUUUCAACAUGAUGUGCAACAUUGUAGCAGAUUGCCCAGACGCCUCAUUAGCACCACUCGGAGGUCCCACAGAUGAGCAAGGUUGUCGAAGCUGGAGCUCCUGGAGUUCUUGGAGCCCCUGCAGCACCACCUGCGGUACAGGCUCCAUGAGCAGGCAUCGAUCUUGCCCUUCAGGAGACAUUUUGCAUCACUGUCGGGGUCAGGAUGUCCAGAAGCAGCAAUGCUUCAACACCACUUGCCCUGUGGACGGCCAGUGGCUUCCAUGGGUGAACUGGUCAGACUGUUCAAGUGAGUGUGGAGGAGUGCAAAUCCGACACAGAGACUGCAUCCUGCCUCAAAACGGAGGUCGAGACUGCUUCCAGCUCCCAGGAACAUCUAACCUGAGCUUGGAAAUUAAGCCUUGUUCUGAGGAUGGCUGUUCCAACACCAGCUGUCCGACAGGCCUGGUGAGACACAGCUGUUCCCCCUGCCCAGAGUCUUGUGCCCACAUCAGCAGCAGGACCACCUGUGAUCCCACAACACCCUGCUUCUCAGGUUGCUGGUGUCCAGAGGGUCAGGUAAUGAGCCACACACAGCAGUGUGUGUCGCCAGAGGAGUGUGUGUGUGAGCUAGCAGGUGUGCGCUACAGGCCAGGUCAGCAGAUGAAGGUGGACUGCGAGAUUUGCGUUUGUGAGAGAGGAAGACCUCAGAGAUGUCAACCAAACCCGGACUGCGCGGUAGUACAUUGCGUCUGGUCGUCAUGGUCUGGGUGGGGGGAGUGUUUGGGGCCGUGCGGUGUCCAGAGUGUCCAGUGGUCAUUCCGGAGCCCAAACAACCCCACCAACCAUGGAGAUGGGAAAACCUGCAGAGGGAUCUAUCGGAAAGCACGUCGAUGCCAAACUGACCCCUGUGAUGAGUGUGAGUACCAAGGUCAGUCCCAUGCUGUUGGAGACAGAUGGAGGUCCGACCAUUGCCACUUGUGUCAAUGUUUGCCCAACCUCUCGGUGGAGUGCUCCCCCUAUUGCCCGUACGCUGUUACCGGAUGCCCACAGGGCCAGCGUCUAGUACCGGGAGAGGGAGACACAUGUUGUUCCUGUCAAGUAAGCGAUGAAAGUUCUGCAGUAACAGUCAGCCCAUCCCCCGUGACUUCCGAACCAAGAGUGGACAUCACUCCCUUGAUCCCCACCUACCCACUCCCUCCUGAGGAGUGCUGGUCUCCUUUGGGUGUUCAGUUUCUGCUGCCCUCCAGUUUCCAGGCCUCAUCUCAGCAAACCGGUCACCCCCCUGAAGCAGCUCGCCUUCAUGGAUGGGACCCCCACACAGACCUUCAGGGUUGGAGUCCAGAACCAGAAGAGUAUAAGGAUCUACCACAACGGAGCCCUGAGGGGCAGAGUGGCAGUUUACGAAGUCCUUACAUACAGAUUGACCUGUUAAAAGCGUACAACAUCACUGGAGUACUUACCCAGGGAGGUGGUGUGUUUGACUCAUACGUUUCCAGUUUAUACCUGCAGUUCAGCCUAGAUGGACGACAGUGGUACAUUUACAAAGAGCUUGUCACUGACGCACAACCCAGAGCUAAGGUCUUUUUUGGUAACCACAAUGAAGGAGGGGUGGCUGAGAUCAAAUUGGACAGGAUGGUGUCGGCUCAGUUUGUCCGCCUGCUACCACAUGAUUUCCAUAACGGCAUCUAUCUUCGUUUGGAGAUAAUGGGAUGUGAAGAUGGUUACCACUGGUCAACCUUACCCACACCGACUUCGACCGUCUCACCAAUAGGUGGCUGCAGAGAAAAGGAGCUCCAGUGUAAAAAUGGUCGAUGUGUGCCAGCUGGCCCGUCAGGAGUUGUCUGCGAUGGGGUGGAUGAUUGCGGCGACGGGUCAGAUGAGAUGUACUGUGGCACGCAGACCUACUCGACAGUCACAACUUCUCAUAGGUGUCCCAGCGGUCAGUACUUAUGCAUCCCACCAGGGGGCUGUAUUGACGCAGGAAAACGUUGUGAUGGGAUUCCCCACUGUCCCAAAGGAGAUGAUGAAAUUGGCUGUCACCUGCAUGAGAAUCUCACCACUCAGUCUGACAGAGCAUACACACCCACUGCUGCCCCGAUCAGGACUCCUUCCAGGAUUCCUGUGACCCACCCUUCAGAUGGUGGCCCUGGACAUCGUGGCAUCUGCUCAUCUGCACUUGGACUGGAGGAUGGGAGCAUUCGUUAUGGUCAGUUGACAUCAUCCUCUUAUCGUGAGAACAACCCAGCUGAUGCUGGUCGUCUUAAUAUCAUUCCAAACGUUCAAGUUAUGGAGCCUGGAUGGAGUCCCUUGCCUACAGACCCCCAACCGUAUUUUCAGGUCGAUUUCCUUGAGCCUACGUGGGUUUCUGGGGUUGUGACCCAGGGCAGUGAACGCAUGUGGGGUUACCUCACGAAAUACAGAUUAGCCUUUGCACUGCACAGCAGCCUCUUCACCAACUAUACACAGGAUGGCAAGCCCGGUAGUGCUGCUCAGAUAUUUGAGGUGCGAAUGGUGGGUCGAACCCCUGUGACCCGCUGGCUCAGUAGGCUUGUCAGGGCCCGCUACCUGCGUAUCAUCCCCGUGGAGUUCAGACACACGUUCAACCUGCGUGUUGAGAUCCUUGGCUGCAGAGGAGAUGAGCUGGUGACCCCCAGCAGUGUUACGUCUCCUCCCGAUGGUGGGAAAGUGACACCGCAGCGCUGUAAAUCAGGCCAGUUUCCCUGUCAGCAGAGUGAACAAUGCGUUCCAAUUGCUGCGCUUUGUGAUGGUCGACUGGACUGCAAGGAUCAUACAGACGAGAUGAACUGUGGUUCUCCAGGUUUACAGAACCAGACUAGUUCUAUAGGGGGACCAGGCUUCCUUGGUGAUGUAACAACAGGUGCCCCAGGGCUCAAAACCACCAAGUCACGAGGUGCUCUGCCCGGUGUGGCUACAGCUGGAUUCACAGGACAACCUGGACUUUGGAAAGCUACCACGACACACAUUGCGACCACUGGCCAGCCUGGACUCCACCUGACUCCAUCGCACCAGCCUGGAGUUCCUGGCUUACAAACCACAAAGCCUCACUGGAUCACCACAACCCCCCAUGAUGGGGGUUUGCCCAGAGUGCUUUGUGUGGAAGGCCAGUUUGCAUGCCGCUCAUUUGGCUGCGUUGACUCGGCUCAGGUGUGUGACGGCAGGCGGGACUGUUUGGACGGAUCUGAUGAAGAGCGCUGUGGUUCCACAGUAAGUCCGGUGACUACACAGCGCCCCCCAGUGCCGAGCCCCUGUUCUCCCAAGCAGUUCUCUUGUAAUAGCGGCGAAUGUGUUCACCUGGACCGCAGAUGUGACCUGCAGAAGGACUGUGUGGAUGGCUCGGAUGAAAAAGACUGCGUUGACUGCAUCAUGUCCUCAUGGACCUCAUGGAGUCUGUGCAGUGUGUCCUGCGGUCUUGGUUCACUGUUUCGACAGAGAGACAUUGUGAGGGUACCGCUACCUGGAGGAUCCUGCAGUGGAGCCCAAUUUGACAGCCGAGCAUGCUUCCCAGGACCAUGCCCAGUUGAUGGUCACUGGUCGGAGUGGACAGAGUGGUCCGAGUGUGAUGCUCAGUGCGGAGGGGGUGUCAAGCAAAGGAGCCGAACCUGUACCGCACCUGCCUCGAAAAAUGAUGGGAGGAAUUGUGAGGGCAUGAGCUUGCAGAGUCAGAGCUGCAACAGCCAACCCUGCACCAAAGACACUGGCACACAGACAGGUUGUGUCAAUGGCAUGGUGCUGGUGUCUGAGGCAGAAUGCCGGGCCGGGAGAGUCGAGCCUUGCCCACCUACAUGCUCACAUCUCAGCUUCACUAACAACUGCAGUGAAGAAUGUAAACCAGGCUGCCGCUGUCCCAAUGGAAUGUACCUAGAGGGAGGACAAUGUGUGACAGCAAGCCAAUGUGUCUGUCACUGGAACGGCCAAAAACUGCAGCCAGGACAGACGAUUAGCAGGGACCAUUGUACUACAUGUGUGUGCCAGGAUGGACAAGUCGUCUGUAACUCCUCCGGCUGCGCAGCAAGCUGUCAAUGGUCAGCCUGGUCGUCAUGGUCACCAUGUGAUGUCACCUGUGGGCUCGGCCUCCAACAACGCUACAGGGCUCCAGUGAACCAGACGGGAUCCCUCAGAGGGCAACUCUGCCCAGGAGACUCCUCUGAAGUCCAACGGUGCUCCGUCCCGUGCCUCACCGAAGAACCAGAUGGAGUUUGGAGUAAAUGGACCAGCUGGUCAGAAUGCAGUAAGACCUGUUUCCGUCAUGUAGAUGAUGUGGGUAUCAGACAACGAUUCCGCAGCUGCAACCACACCCAUCCUCAGUCAAGCUGUGAUGGAGAUCGCGCAGAGCAGGAGCCGUGCAACAUUGUCCACUGUGCAGUGGACGGUGGCUGGUCUGCGUGGUCUCCGUGGUCUCUCUGCUCAUCCGAGUGUGACUCUGGUGUCCAAACACGAGAGCGAUUCUGUACUUCACCCCCACCACAACAUGGGGGCAGAAGCUGCCCCGGCCCACACGUUCAGACAGCAGACUGUAACGCCCAUCCCUGCUCAGGUGUAUGCCCAGAAGGUAUGACGCACAUGACUGCAGCUGAAUGUGAGGAGCAGGGAGGUGCAUGCCCACGGGUUUGUAUGGACAUGACCUCCACUGAGGUGCAGUGUGCCACUGCCUGUUACUAUGGCUGCUACUGCGCACUGGGCUUCUACUUGCUCAACGACAGCUGUGUGCCUUUGUCCCAGUGCCCGUGUUACCAUCAGGGGGAGCAAUACCCGACUGGGGCAACGCUGCCUGUAGAUGCGUGCAACAAUUGCACAUGCGCUAAUGGAGAAAUGUCAUGUGGAACGACUUCAUGUCCUGUGGACUGCGGUUGGAGCAGCUGGACUCAGUGGAGCGCCUGUAGUCGAACAUGCGAUGUUGGUGUGAGAAGGCGUUACCGUUCCGGAACCAAUCCCCCACCAGAGUUUGGAGGUCGUCCCUGCGAAGGCGCCAGAGUUGGAGUCGACACAUGCAGUAUUGAGCCAUGUUUUGGUGUAAGAGAACCAUGGACUCAGUGGUCCGAGUGCUCAGUGACAUGUGGAGGAGGUUAUAGGACCAGAACUAGUGGGCCUAUCCGAGUCCACGGGACAGCGCAACAGUUCAGCGCCUGUAAUCUGCAGCCAUGUGGGGAUGGCAGCGUGUGUCCGCCGGGGCAGGAAUGGAAGCAGUGUGUGAGAGGAGCAGUGUCAUGUUCAGACCUUAUGAUGGACCUCAGUCGGAAUUGCACGCCAGGCUGCCAAUGUCCAGCUGGAACUUUCCAACAGGAUGGCGCAUGCAUCCGGGAGUCUGAUUGUCGCUGUGACGUUGAUGGAGUGCAGUACAGACCAGGAGACCUUAUUUCUUCUGACUGCAAAAACUGUACAUGUGAAGCAGGAAGACUUUUAAACUGUUCUCAAGCCAGGUGCAAUGUUGAUGGCCAAUGGUCCCUGUGGACUCCUUGGGGUCACUGUUCAGAGUCAUGUGGGCCAGGUAUCCAGUCCCGAUAUCGGUUCUGCUCUAGCCCUCAGCGCUCCGGCCAUGGCCUGCCAUGUCUGGGGCCUAACCGCGAGGACCGAGUCUGUGUCACCACUCCAUGUGAUCGUGAUGGUAGUUGGGGUCCUUGGAGUAAUUGGACACAGUGUACCAAGUCCUGUGGCGGUGGUGUUCAGAGCCGGAGGAGAGACUGUGACAGUCCGAGCCCAGAGGGAGAGGGAAAUUAUUGUGAGGGUCUCAGAACUGAGGUCAAAGCCUGUAACACUGCCCACUGCCCAGUGGCGCCAUGCUCCCAGGUCCCAGGCACAGCAUUCAGUAGUUGCGGACCAUCCUGCCCGCGCUCCUGUGAUGACCUGGCACAUUGCGAGUGGCUUUGUGAGCCAGGGUGCUACUGUACGGAGGGAAAGGUUUUGUCAGCUAACGGAACGGUCUGUUUAGAGCACGAAGAAUGCCCAUGCCUCGAUCUCACAACUGGACGCCGGCUCGAGCCUGGAGAUAGUACUGUGGCCCCUGAUGGGUGUAACAACUGCACGUGUGAGGGAGGGAAGCUUAACUGCUCCCAAAACCCCUGCCCAGUAUCAGGUGGCUGGUGUGAGUGGUCUACGUGGAGUCCAUGCUCCAGGACCUGUGGGGCAGAGUCGGUAUCCCGUUACAGGAGCUGUGGCUGUCCCGAACCCAAAGCUGGUGGAGAGCCUUGUUCUGGAGAACAGGAAAUACACAAUGGUGUUGGCGCUCAAAUCCAGAGACAGCCCUGUCCCGUCAUCACCUUCUGUCCAGUGCAUGGUUCUUGGAGUUCCUGGUCGUCAUGGUCAGCGUGUGACGGGUGCGCUGGGUCGUCCAAUCGCACAAGAGACUGUAGCAGACCCCCUGCUAGAUUUGGUGGUCUGCCCUGCCUCGGAGAAAAGAUGCAGAGCCGCGGUUGCCAUGACAACAUGACCGUGUGCUCAGAAUGUGGUGGAGGCCAAGAAGAAUGGCUUUGCGGCAAACCCUGCCCUCGUUCCUGUUCUGAUCUCCAUGGUGACACGGAGUGCCUAGACUCCCCAGGAUGCAGCAAGACCUGCGGUUGCCCCGGUGACAUGGUUCUGCAGGAUGGCGUGUGCGUAUCCAGGGAGGAGUGUCGCUGCAAAUACGAAAACAGCUCAGCUGCUGAUUCCAGAAAUGCAUCAUGGGUGUGGCCUGGUGAUACUGAUUGGCAGUUUGCAAGUCAUGGAGAGGAAAUCAUCACUGACUGCAAAAAUUGUUCCUGCCAAGCUGGGGUUUUGCAUUGUCACUCGCUCCCCGGCUGCUAUGUCGAUGGUGGUUGGGGCCAGUGGGGUCUUUGGUCUUCGUGCUCAGUUUCCUGUGGAGGAGGAGUUCACUUCAGGAGACGACAGUGUGAUAAUCCUUCUCCUCAGAGUGGAGGGAGAGGUUGCCUGGGAAUUGGCGACCAGCAGAGAGACUGCAACUCACAUCUGUGCACAGACUCGGUGGGCCCUUGGCUACCCUGGUCUCAGUGGUCUGCAUGCUCAGUCAGUUGUGGUGGCGGCCAGCAGUCCCGAUUUCGGACGUGCAGCUCAUCGGCCUGCAGUGGCGUCAGCCGCCAAAGCAAGACUUGCAAUACAGAGGUCUGCCUUGAGGUGGGCUGCCCCCCAGGCAGGCUGUACAGGGAAUGUGAACGAUGGGAGGGCUGCCCUUUCAGCUGCGACCAGAUAAGCGGCAGGGAGGGUUGCUACACCGAUGGCUGUGAGGAAGGCUGCCAUUGCCCCUUACACACUUUCCAACACAACGGCGUCUGCCUGCAUGAGUGUCCCUGUUUAGUCGAUGAGAAGGUUCUAGUUUCUCUGCAAAGUGUCUCUAUCACACCAGUCUCAUCUCAACUCCUUCAUAACGUCUCUGAGGGAGUAGAGCUCCAGCCUGGAGACACACUGGUCCACGACUGCAGCUCGUGUGUCUGUGACCACGGUAGAUGGAACUGUUCUUUAGAACACUGUCCAGUUGACGGCGGUCUGUCACCCUGGGGCUCCUGGAGCCCCUGCUCGCUGUCCUGUGGAGGUCUUGGGCUGAAGACCCGCACCAGAGGCUGCACCCUACCUGCUCCAGCUCAUGGAGGGAGAGGUUGCCAAGGGCCGUACCUUGAAACCACUUACUGUCAGGCCCCUGACUGCCCAGCUGUUGGUCCCACAGAAGAACCCACACUGCCAGAUGAGGAUGCUGGUUUCACCGUCUGGUCAACAUGGAGUCCGUGCACCAAAACGUGCAGUGAUGUUCGUUCUCCGGCAAUCAAGUCCCGCCACCGUCAAUGCAUCAAACCCCCCUGUUAUGGGGAGUCUCACCAAGACAAAGCCUGCAACCUCCCCCAGUGUCCAGACUCAGAUGGUGAUGAGCUCUGCAUUGGGGACGACUGUGAGCAGAGGAACUGUACCUGGACAGAUUGGGGGGCGUGGGGUUCUUGUUCACGUUCCUGUGGAGUUGGCCAGCAGCAGAGGAUUCGAACCUUCCUCAGCCCUGGCCCAAAUGGCUCCUGGUGUGACGACAUCUUGGGAGGAAACCUGGAGCACCGCUUCUGUAACAUCAAGCCCUGCCGAGUGGAUGCAGACUGGUCUCGAUGGAGUCCAUGGUCCCGCUGUGAUAAGCUUUGCGGCGGUGGCCGCUCCAUACGCACCCGCUUGUGCUCCAGCCCUCCACCCAAGAACGGAGGGAAGAAGUGCGAAGGAGAGAAGAACCAGGUCAAACCCUGCAACACCAAACCUUGCGAUGAACAAGGAUGCCCGCCGGGACAGGAGGUCGUGUCUUGUGCCAACGAGUGUCCACAGCGCUGUGCUGACCUCCAACAAGGCAUAGAGUGCCAGACCAACACUGAAUGUCAACCCGGAUGUCGCUGCCCUAAAGGACAGUUGCAGCAGGACGGCGUGUGCGUGCAUCUGUGGCAGUGUGACUGCGUGGAUUCACAGGGACAGAUUUGGGCUGCUGGCAGCGGGUAUCAGGUCGACUGCAACAACUGCAGCUGCACCAAUGGACAGUUGGUCUGCACCAAUCACAGCUGCCAGGCCACAUGCACAUGGAGCUCCUGGUCCAGUUGGGCGUCAUGCAGUGUUACCUGUGGGCAGGGCCAGAAAACCAGAUACAGAUCUCUAAUAUCAGAAACCGAGGGAACAGAUUGUGAGUUUGAGGAAGUCAAUCAUAAACCCUGUGAGCCAGCGCCUUGCCCUCCCCUUUGUCUCCAUGACGACCGGGAGUUGUAUGUGGGAGACACCUGGCUUCUGGGAGAGUGUAAACAAUGCACAUGCACUCCAGAGGGAGAUUACUGCCAAGACAUCGAUUGCAGAGUGGAUGGUGGCUGGACUCCGUGGUCAGUGUGGUCUGACUGCUCAGUGACCUGUGGGCGAGGAACAAGAGUUCAAACUCGCGCCUGCAUCAACCCGCCACCACGUAACAAUGGCUCUCACUGCACUGGGCCAGAGAGACAGAACCAAGAAUGUCAUGCUCCUCCCUGUCUCGAUGACCUUUGCCCCUGGUCGCCAUGGUCACCAUGUUCCCGAAGUUGUGGGGCGGGGACUGUGGUGCGGCGUAGGGUUUGCGUCUGCGGGAAGGGAGGAACUGCAGCAUGUCCUGCUGAGAUUGAAGCUGAGAUGAACCAAGAAGAGAACCAACUAUGUUUUAAACAGCCUUGUCCAGAAUGUCCCAUGUCAGCAUGGAGCGUUUGGUCUCAGUGCUCAUGUGAGUCUCAGAGGCAGCAACGUUACCGUGUAGCUGUCACCUCGGCCACCAGGGGGCAGCAGUGCACUCCUGUUGAAACACAGAGCAAACCAUGCAGCCUCAGUCACUGUGAUGAAUGUGAAGCACCAUUCGUGUAUUCCCCCUGUGGCAAACCCUGUGAGAAGCAUUGUGAACUCCAUGGACGUACAGAUCUGUGUCUGGGUGUCAGAGAGUGUACACCCGGCUGCUACUGUCCACCGGGGUUGCUGCAGCAGAACGGUAGCUGUGUACUAUCAGAGCAUUGCGGCUGCAUCUACUUGCAGGACCAAGCUUCAGGACAAUCCCCUAUACCGGUCACAGUUCCUCAGGGGUCGACAGUCGCCAUCGGCUGCAGUACCUGCCUUUGCCAUGAUGGGACUUUGGAGUGUGACAUGAGAGAGUGUGAAGUUAUCCUCAGUGAAUGGUCAGAGUGGACCCCUUGUUCUCCCUGUAUGCCAUACUCCUCCCUGAACCCCAGUAGCAGCCUCCUGGAUGAGGCUGUCAAUGGAAGUCAAAUGGUUUCAGUCCAGAGGCGUUUCCGGGCCUGUUUAGACUUUGACUCCGGUUUUCCAGUGUCCGGACAGCAGGAGAAAAGUCAGUGUCCACACCCACAAGUUGAAGACAGGCUGUGUCCCGAUGCUAAUAUCUGCCAAGAUCUAUGUCAGUGGAGUGUGUGGAGUGCGUGGACAGUUUGUGCAGAGCCGUGCAGUGGCGGAGUCAGACAGCGCUACAGGCAUCCUCUGGCCUCUCCCCCAGGACCCCUCUGCCGUAGCCAGCAGACACAAAGCCAGAGCUGCAACACGGGACUUUGCCCAGGUGAACGAUGUGAAGAUAGGGGGCGGAUCUACCAAGAAGCUUGUGCCAAUCAGUGUCCUCGUAGCUGCACUGACUUAUGGGAGCAUGUACAGUGUCUCCAAGGUCGUUGUCAUCCGGGUUGUCGUUGUCCAGAGGGACAACUAUUGCAGGACAGCCAAUGUGUGCCCGUGGCAGAUUGUCGCUGUGGUAUCCCAUCGGGCAAUGGGACAUUGGAGUUCAUGCCAAAUGAAGAGCUUGUCAUGGACUGCAACACCUGUGUAUGUGAGAAUGGCACUCUAGUGUGCACAAAUCUUCCCUGUCCCUCAUAUGAGCCUUGGUCCGCAUGGACGACAUGCUCAGCUACUUGUGGGCGUGGCCAGCGGACACGAACGCGCCUCUGCCAAGACACAGAUGGCGGCCCUUCCUGUUCUGACACCAUACAGACCGAAAGCUGUGACUUGCACCCAUGUCCAGUGGGAUGUUUGUUGAGCGAAUGGUCAAGCUGGAGUGAGUGCAGUGCCACGUGCGGCGGUGGGUUGUCGAUGCGAAACAAGACAAUCCUUCAGGAACCAGAGCCAGGCGGGACCGCCUGUGCUGGGCCACUUGAGCAACACACUGUCUGCAACAGCAACAGCUGCAGAACUGAGUGUCCGGAUGGCCAGGUGUUUAGUGACUGUUCGGGUUCCUGUCCAUACACCUGUGAAGAUCUUUGGCCCCACACUCAGUGUUUAGCAGGACCUUGCAACCCCGGGUGCUCCUGCCCACCUGGACAGGUGUUGCAGAGAGGCUUGUGUGUGUCACGCGCCGACUGUCCCUGUUCACUGCUCUCUUUGCCAAUUGCCUACCAAACCUUAAAUAUCAGCACAGAGGAGAGGGCAGACGUCCUGCUGUCACCUGGAACGUCCUUCCAGCACCUCUGCAACACAUGUGUGUGUCGAGGAGGAGUGUUUAACUGCACCUCCAAGCUCUGCGACGUGGACUGUGAGUGGUCCACUUGGUCCCAGUGGGGUCCAUGCUCAGCUAGCUGUGGUACAGGACAACAAAGCUCCACCAGAACUGUGUUGCAACCCAGCCAAUAUGCCGGGGUCCCAUGUGAGGGCCCUGACCACCGCACUGCUGCCUGCAAGGCCGCCGAUUGUGCGUGUCCUGACGGGGAACAAUGGAAGAGGAGGAGGAGCUUGUCUGAAGACUUUCCACUGUGCGAGAGGAGCUGCGAGGACAUUUACUUCCCAACUGCCAUCAACUGCAGCCACUCCUCAGAGGGCUGCGUGUGUCAGGAGGGGCUUUACCGAAACACCGAUGGCGUGUGUGUCAUCCCUGCUCUCUGCCCCUGCCGUGACCAGGGCGUCAUGCAGGAGGCAGGAUCAGAGUGGGUGGAGGACUGCCUGUCAUGCCGUUGUGUGAACGGGAAGAAACUGUGCCAGCCGAGGUGCCCUGAACUCCGCUGUGAUGAGGGGGAAGUCAAAGUAGAAGAGCCGGGCAGCUGUUGUCCAGUCUGCAGGAAACCGUUUCCAGGUGAGCCUGUGCCAGAGUGCCGCCGCUACGUACAAGUUAAGAACAUCACAAAGGGAAACUGUCGGCUUGACAACGUGGAGGUCAGCUUCUGCAGGGGGCGCUGUCUGUCCAGAACUGAUGUCAUCUUGGAGGAGCCCUACCUAAGGUCCGUGUGUGAGUGCUGCAGCUACCGUUUGGACCCAGACAACCCCGUCCGCUUCCUCAACUUACGGUGUGACAGCGGCGAGAGUGAGCCGGUCGUCCUGCCUGUCAUACACAGCUGUGAGUGCACCAGCUGCCAAGGGGGUGACCUGUCCAGACGAUGAGCACGUGCGGAGAAUUUCAGUAACAUGUCAAUUCAUAUGUGUGCCAUUCAGAGAUGAGAUGUAUUUGGUCAAACCAAAUAAGAACCCAGUUUAGAGGGAAUGCAUAGAUGAACCGGUUGGGAAAAAUCUGUUUUCAAACCCUCUUGAUGUCCACAUAAAUAUGUGGUCCUUAGUCAUUAUAUGACUGCAAACUAUACUUUUAAUUCUAAACACCCUGUCCCUGUGUUUAUUCUCUGUCCUGUAAAAACUUUUUUGCUACUCUAUUUUUAUAUGUAUUAUUAAAGCGUCUAUGGUUCACUCUAAAUAUGACUUUUCUACAUUAAAUGAUUAUUAAGACACAUUAUUAUUCACCACAAAUCUUCUUUGUAACCAUGUGGUGAUUGUUGAUUACAUAUUUAGAGUGCAAUAAACUUUUGUACA